Molecule: messenger RNA, 1839 nt
Organism: Scleropages formosus (Asian bonytongue)
Lineage: Eukaryota; Metazoa; Chordata; Actinopteri; Osteoglossiformes; Osteoglossidae
Gene: agt
Product: angiotensinogen
Exons: 5
Coding region: 16-1518 (500 amino acids)
Biological process (GO): regulation of apoptotic process; regulation of systemic arterial blood pressure by renin-angiotensin
Molecular function (GO): serine-type endopeptidase inhibitor activity
Source: RefSeq, a predicted model, not a curated record
CCGACGACCUGGUUAAUGUGUAACACGGUGGAGAAUCUGCACUGCGGCCAUCCCAUAAGAAGUGAAGUCAGUGCAAGAGAAUCCUCAGAGAAAAUUCGACAGAAGCCCAUCAUCCAAAGAAUUUACCCAUCUUCCAAGAGACCAAAGAUGCAAGAAACCCUGGGCCCCCUUCUCCUCAUAUCAUGGCUCACACUGGUGGCAGCAAACCGUGUGUACGUCCACCCGUUUUCUCUCUUUGCCUAUGACAACUUCAGCUGUGAGAUCAUCCAGGCCCAAGCUCAAAAACCACUGGCGAUGGUCAAACCGAUCCCCAUCGAUCCCCAAGACUUGACUGAGCCACCUACUCAUACCCACAAAGACGUGGAGGGCAGCAGAGAGAAGGUGACGCAACAGGUGACCGUUCUGGCUGAGCUUCAAAACACGCUGGGCCUACGUUUCUACAAUGCCCUGAUGCAGCAGAAACCUGCCAACGCCCUGUUCUCCCCAGUCAACGCCUUCGGUGCCCUCGUCGUUCUCUAUAUGGGCGCCUCCAAUACAACGGCUGAACACCUCCAGCAUCUCCUAGGGCUGGGUGACAAUAGGGAAAUGAAAGAUUGUGUCCCCCUCUUUGACGGCCACAAGGUGCUCCAUGCACAAUGGAACAUCAGCUCCUUGGUCGAUGCAAACACAGAUGAGCUCCGGACCCUAGUUUGGAAUUUUGUCAAUAACGGGGUGGACCUUUCGCAGGAGUUUGUGCGGGGCAUGCAAGACUUCUCAGAUGCUUCCUAUGUCCGGUCAGUAGACUUCUCUAAGUCCGAAGAAGCUGAGGCCCAGAUGAACUCCUUCAUCCAGAGGGCAUCAGCUGGAAAUAUGAAGCACCUCUUCAAGGCGAUCAGUCCAUCCACGGAAUUCUUGUUUGCUAGCGCCAUUCUCUUCAAGGGAAAGUGGAGGACAGCGAUCAAGUCAGAAGUAAUGACCCUGCAGAAGUUCUGGACCAGUGAGGAGACCAGUGUGAUGGUACCCUUCAUGAGCCACACUGGAAGCUACAAGUAUCUGAAUGACAAGGGGGGGAGAUGCACCAUCAUCCAGCUGCCUCUCAGCAAAGGCACAUACAUGUUGCUGGUGCUGCCCCAUGAGGGGACCAGCCUGGAACACAUAGAAGCAAAGCUCAACACUAACCUCAUCUCAAAGUGGAAAAAGCACCUCAACGAAGGGUUCCUGGAAGUAUCCCUCCCCAAGCUAUCAGUGAGCUUUGUGAGUGACCUGAAGGACAUCCUGUCCAACAUGAAACUCUCAUACCUACUAGGAGAGCAGGCUGACUUUGGUAGACUCAGCAGCAAGGAGAACCUCACACUUGACAAGGUGUUGAACAAUGUGGUGUUUGAAAUUUCUGAGGAAGGGGCUAAGGAUCAGACCGCCCCUGAAGAUGGCAGCGUGGCCCCGAAGUUCACAAUCAACAGACCCUUCUUCUUUACUGUGGUAGAGGGGAAUUCAGAUGCCAUCCUUCUGCUUGGAAGGAUAACCAACCCCACACAGUGAGGUUUUGGUUAAAUUAAAGACUUUGCCACAAGGUAAUAUCAAUGACUGGAAAACUUUGAUCAACCGCAACGUGUAUAGGUCAAUCUGGCUAUCAGUGAAAGACCCAUAUUCUGUAGUACUGAGAACCAAGGCUAAACCAGUGCUAAUUUUGAGCUCGAGCUCAAAUAUAACUCUCCGGUUCUACAAACAUCUUAAGAACUUAUAGCAAAUCACCCCAAACCAUGUAUAUUCUCUAUUCUACCCCAAAAGGGACAGCCGGUGGCAUAGUGGUUAGAACUACUGUCUUUGGAUCCAAAGGUCGUAGACUUGAUUUCCAUCUCC